Sorex fumeus (smoky shrew) is the source of this 4755-nucleotide messenger RNA. RefSeq names its product forkhead associated phosphopeptide binding domain 1 (gene FHAD1). The record is from RefSeq and is a predicted model, not a curated record. Gene Ontology annotation, molecular function: protein binding. The transcript has 33 exons. The coding region runs from base 129 to 4436 and encodes 1435 amino acids. Lineage: Eukaryota; Metazoa; Chordata; Mammalia; Eulipotyphla; Soricidae.
UGGACACUCCGCGGGAGCGCGGCCCGGCGGCCUCGCCCGGGAGCGGGCCCGGCGCCUCCAGAGCCCGCCGUCCUCUGGGCAGGGACCACACCGCGGACUUCCUUCUCCGCCCGGGGAAAGCAGAAAGUAUGAAAGCCUAUCUAAAGAGCGCAGAAGGCUUUUUUGUCCUGAAUAAAAGUACUACAAUUGGAAGGCAUGCGAACUCAGACCUGGUCAUAGAGUCAGCUGACAUUGACAACCACCACGCGCUCAUUGAAUUCAAUGAAGCCCAGGGCAGCUUUGUUCUCCAGGACUUCAACUCCGUCAACGGCACCUUCGUCAACGAGUGUCACAUUCAGAACGUGGCUGUGAAGCUGCUGCCCGGAGACGUCCUGAGGUUUGGGUCUUCCGGGCUGACUUACGAGCUGGUGGUGGAGAACCCACCCUUGGUCACCUUCCCACGGGUGAAGAGCUCAUCUCCUUGGCCGGGGUCACAGCCAUCAAACCCAUCCCAAUCGUCAUCACAUUUCUUCUUCCAAGGCAUCCGGCAGCCACCCAUGCCUAGGACCUGGUCCCAGGGGUCCCCCAGGCCUACCACCAUGCCGCCUGGCCCCCACCAGCGGCCCCUGAGUGCCAGUGGGAAGGUGUUCUCCUUCAUGAUGGAGGGCAACCCAAGAGCUCCUCUCAUCAAACAAGUGUGGACCAGCGCUAUCGGCCUGUCGGAACAGUCAAUGACUGAGGGGAUUCCCGGGACCUCCCAGACCACCGAGAUUUACGUGGACCAGGACCUGGGCCAGCAGGAUAAGGAUGAAAUCAUUCUGCUGAUGGGAAAAGAAAUCAGCCGUCUCUCGGAUUUUGAGCUUGAAUCCAAGUACAAAGAUGCCGUGAUAGCAAGCAUGCAGAGCGAAAUGGCCAGCCUGACCCAGAAGCUGUCCGAGUCAACCUGCUCCAGACAGAAGGAGCGGGAGGCCUCACAGAAGAUGCUGGAUGAAGACAUUGAGGCCAAGAAGAAAGAGAUCCAGGGCUUGAAAAAUCAGAUAAGCACCCUGCAGAAAGGCUACAACCAGAUGCUGUGCCAGAGCCUGUCUGAGAGGAACACCGAGAUCUCAAGCCUGAAGAACCAGGGCGAGAACUUGAAGAAGGACCAUGCCCUCACGGCAGAAUUGGUGUCAUCUUUGCAAAAAGAUAUGUUAGCAAGGGAUGAGCAGGUUCAACAGCUAAGACAGGAGGUGAAUCAACUGAAAAGAGAGAACAAAGAAAAGGACCAUCAGCUUCAUGCCCUGACCUCCAGAUGCUCAGCGCUGAAAGAUGAGUUACAAAAGGAAGAUGCUGAGAAGGAGCGCCGGGAUACCCAGGAGAGAGAGCUGAAGACCUACAAAAGUCAAAUCCAAGACCUGGAGAAAGAAAUAAAGAAACUCCGGGGCGAGCUCCGGAAGACCAGUUCUGAGCCGACUGUGACUUCCAGGACCCGGGAGAAGAGCAAGGUUGAAGAGAAGCUGCAGGAGGAUUCCAGGAGGAAAUUGCUUCAGCUCCAAGAAAUGGGGAGCAGAGAGAACCUCAUUAAAGUCAAUUUGGAGAGGGCAGUGGGUCAGCUGGAGCAUUUCAGAAGCCAGGUCAUCAAGGCCACCUACGGACGAACGAAGCCCUUCCAGGACAAGCCAGUCACUGACCAGCAGUUAAUAGAAAAGAUCGCCCAGGUGACCGAGGACAGCCUCAGCUUCCAGCAGAGGAAGUGGAGCCUGCAGAAGGAGUCUCAGCUCAGCUGCUCCCAGCAAGAUGAGAUCACGGAGCACAUCGAGAAGCUGAAGACCUUUCUAGACAAGUGCGAGGCUUGCAUGAGAACCUCCUGCUGUAGCAGUGACCUGAAGAAGGAGGCCGACCUUCUGCGGUUCCUCGAGGUGAGCGCCCCCGUCUCGGGGCUCCAGAAGGUGUCACUGGACAUCGUGCGCACGUCCGCAUCCUGGCUGGAAGACACGGAGCACCUCCUCCGGGACGUGGGGAUCCAGCUGGCCAGCUCUGACAAAGGGUUGUCCUUGUAUCUGAAGUAUCUUCUGGAACAUUAUAAAAAAAUUAAAAGCCACACCCAGGAACUUCAGAUCAAGAUCACCAGUUCUCAGGAAACUCAGCAGUCUUUAAUGCAAACAAAGCUGCAGGAGCAUCAAGCAGAAAAGGAGAAGUUGAAUGAGGAAAGGCUACAGGAAGAGGAGAAGCUGAAGGCCAGAAUCAAGCAACUGAUGGAUGAGAAAGAGGCACUGAUGGAGGGCAGUACUCAAGAGAAAGCCAAAAUGAACGAAGCCCUCGAGGAGGAACACAGGAAAGUCCAAGAUCUCGAGAACCGCCUCAUCCGCCAGAAGAAGGCUUUGGAGGAGAGCAUUACUCAAGAGAAAACCAGAGCGAAGGAAGCGCUGGAGGAGGAACAGUCCCGAGUCCGAGAUCUGGAGAGCCGCCUGGCCCAACAGAAAGAGGUUUUGGAGAGCAGCAUGGCCUUUGAGAAAAGGAAAGCAAAGGAAGCCUUAGAGACGGAAAAGAGGAAAGUCCAAGAUCUGGAGAACCACUUAACCCAGCAAAAGGAGAUUGAGGAGAGCAGCAUCGCCUAUGAGAAAAACAGAGCGAUGGAGGCCAUCGAGAAGGAGAAGAAGAGGGUGCAAGAUCUGGAGAACCGCUUAACCAAGCAGAAAGAGGAAAUAGACUUAAAGGAACAGAAAGAGGAUAUUUUAAAUAAUAAAUUAAGCGAUACGCUGGCCCUGAUAGAAGAAUUAAAGAGAGCCAAGAAGGCUGAGAGUCUAAGAGCGGACAAUCUUGCCAAGAAAUUAAAUGAAACAUUAGCUGAGCUGGAAACUUCAAGGACACAGUUGGUGACUGUGGAGGAGCGGAUACAGCUGCAGCAGCAGACCAUCCGGGUCCUACAGGAGCAGCAGGAGGAGCAGAAACACGGGUUCGAAGAGGAGAUCCUGGAGUACAAGGAGCAGAUCAAGCAGCACUCACAGACUAUCGUGAACCUGGAGGAGAGGCUCCACCGGGUGGUGGAGCACCACAGGAAGAUCGAAGACGAGAUUGCCACGCUGAAGGAAGCGGAGCUGGGUGGAGAAGAUUUAUUCGCUGCUCAGAAGGAAAUCCUGUCUCAGCAGGACAUGAUCAUGAGGCUGAGGCAAGAUCUGAGCGAGGCCCACAGCCGAAUGUCAGACCUGAAAGGGGAGCUGAACGAGAAGCAAAAGAUGGAACUGGAGUUAAAUGUGGCUUUGGUCCAGCAGCAAAGCCUUGAGUUGAAAACGCUCAAGGAAAAGACGAAGCAGAUGACCAACCUGGUAGAAAAGAAGGACAGGGAGCUGCGGAGCCUUAAGGAGGCACUCAGAACCUCCCAGAGCAAAUUGCAGCUGCACAAGGAGAAGGACCAGAAGACUCGGGGAGGGGCCAAGAUGUGCGACAUCUCUGUGCAGAUAGAACCAAUCCAUGACACCUCCAUGAGCAGCCAAGAGGAGCAGGCCUUCAGUGACCUCGGGGCCAAGUGCAGAGGGUCGCGGCAUGAAGAAGUCAUUCAGCGUCAGAAAAAAGCCUUAUCUGAUCUUCGUGCACGAAUUAAAGAGCUUGAGAAGUCCUAUAUACCAGAUCAUAAAGACCAACAGAAUGAAUCACUUCGAGAUUCAAAGGCUCUCAGGAUGGAAAACAGUGUCCAGAAAUUAUUGGAUGCAAAACCUGACUUGCCAACUCUCUCAAGAAUAGAAAUCCGAGCAUCUCAAAUUGGUCUUGUCAACCCAGAAUCCAACCUGCUCCUGGAAAAAUUAGGGAAAACGGAUAUGGCUGAAGCUUUGGAUCUCAGUGAAAAGCUGUACAUGGACAUGAGCAGAACUUUGGGCUGUCUGAUGAACAUCAAGGAUAUGUCAGGUCAUGUCUCCAUAAAAUUCCUCUCCGCAAAAGAGAGGGAGAGGGUCAACCAGCUACGACAAAGGGACCUCGAUCUGGUGUUUGAUAAAAUCACCCAAAUGAAGAGCCGGCUGGAGAGAAAAGAGGAGAUUUUGAGAGGAUACGAGAAGGACAUUGAACAGCUCAGGCAAAGCAAAGUGUCCGUUCAGAUGUACCAGUCACAGGUGGCCAAGCUGGAGGACGACAUCUAUAAGGAGGCCGAGGAAAAGGCGCUGCUGAAGGAGGCCCUGGAGCGCAUGGAACAGCAGCUGUACCAGGAGAAGAGGAUCAACAGGGCCAUCAGGCAGCAGAAGGAACGUUUAGAGGAUGGAGAACAAAGGAAAGAAUCAGCAUUUUGCAGCUGUUUCCACAAAGAGAAAAUGAGACAGAGACGAAUUGUUGUAGAGAUGGCGAAGAACAAGACACUGAGCUCAAAAAUCCAGGCUGGCGCUAAAAAAGUCAUCACAAAGGAGCAGGAAAGAGAGAUGCUGAAGAAAGGAACAUCCAGCCAGUCUACUCAGAGCAUUGUGUCUUCAAGGGCAGAUGAAAGGAGCUAGAAUUACCAUCCAGGCCUUGCAUGAUCCUCCAUGUGUCAUUGUGACUCUUCUGUGUCAAAAUACUAAGACGCUUGCGUUGGACUCUAAAAAAGUAUUAUGCUUGUGUGCUUGUCUCUAGGACAGAAUCUUGAAUAAUGCUUUGUUGUGGAGGUAUAAAAGGAAAAGGCUUCCUUUUUAUUUCAAUACCUACAAAUGUCUACAUACUUUAAACUAUAUGUAUAAAGGACAUAAGUUUGAAACUUCUAGGCCUGAUAGAUGUCAUCGAGUGUUGCUACCUUUGAUGUUCCCAAACGCCAUACCUCCAAGGGGCUCUCAAGAA